UCACUCGCAGCUCAGCCAGUCCUCAGCUUCUCCAGAGAGUUCAAGCACUCGCUGCUUACGCAACACGGUCUCCUCCGCCACAGCGUUAGCUCAGUCUCCACCACCGCUACCACAAUCCUGAUGGCUCGCUUCGCCGUGGUCGCCGCCAUCGUCGCCCUCCUGGCUGUCGCCGCCGCGGCGCAGGCCCCGGCCGCCGCCCCCACCCAGGCGCCCCCCAAGAUGGCACCGCUGCCGCCUCCCCCAGCGAGGUCCCCGGCCACUGCGCCCGCGCCGGUCGCCACCCCGCCCACCGCCGCGGAGCCGUCCCCGCUGGCCUCUCCCCCGGCCCCGCCCACUGAUGCCCCCACCGCCUCCGCCCCGUCCGCGCUCACCCCGACCUCCUCCGUCUCCGCCCCGUCCGGCGCCCCGACCGGCGCCCCAGCCGCGAACAGCGCCGCCGCGUACGCCUCCGCCGCCAGCUUCGUCGCCGUCGCCGCCGCGGUCGCCGCCGCCGUCGUGUUCUAGAGUUGAUCGUAUGGCCGCACCGUGAUUUGCGGUUGCUAGCUGGAGUACUUGUGUUUAUAGUACUACUGUGAUAUUCUUUUUGAGAUUCUUUUUUAGAUACCGAGAGCAGACGUGAUGUGAGGGAUUAUUGCAGUGUCUGAUGUUACACAUCAUGAUGAGAUGAUUAUUAAUGGAAUUCUUUCAUUUGUUACUA
Messenger RNA from Phragmites australis (common reed), 697 nucleotides. Its product is annotated as arabinogalactan protein 1-like. NCBI's taxonomy places the organism in Eukaryota, Viridiplantae, Streptophyta, Magnoliopsida, Poales, Poaceae. The record is from RefSeq and is a predicted model, not a curated record. The coding region runs from base 121 to 504 and encodes 127 amino acids. The transcript has a single exon.